CUUUUUUCUGCAGUUUCAGAUUGGUAUCUACCCAGGUGUGUGCAGUCUGCUCUGGUAGGUACUGGUGAUGAGACGCAGCUUUUUAUGUCUUAAGACCUUGCAGUUUUUGAGUCUUGUAAUUACAAAAAGAGAAAAAGAGGAGGAUUUCCAAGAAAGCUGAUCCAAAUGGGAAAAUUGCACACUCUACUAGCUUUGACUCUGCAAGUGCUGUACUCUUGCUAUGCAGCUCCCAGUGUUUCCAAUGGCUUCUUCUACCAAGACAUCUUGAAUGGAACCGGGAACGGAGAAAUUCAUUUCAAUGGCAUAAAGCUUCGAGUUGCGUCUCAGCCGCACUCUGUGUUUGCUGUGAGGGGAAGUAAAGUCACCCUGCCCUGCCGGUACUGGUAUGAGCCUCCGUUAAUCAGCCCACGAAAGGUGAGGGUCAAAUGGUCCUUGUUACCACUCUCUGGGGACCAAGAGUCUGAUGUGCUUGUGUCUAUUGGUCACCGUCAACGAAGCUUUGGAGCGUUUAAAGAUCGAGUGCAUCUUCAGAAGGACGACCAAGGAGACAUUUCACUCAUUAUAACCAAUGUGAGCCUCAAGGACAGUGGACUGUAUCGCUGUGAAGUAAUAGAUGGGCUGGAGGACGAGAGUGCCACAUUGGAUUUGGGACUCAGAGGUGUGGUGUUUCCCUACCAGCCUCAUCAUGGCCGCUACCACCUAACCUUCAAAGAAGCCCAAAAAGCCUGUAAUGACCAAGAUGCUGCUGUUGCCACAUUUGAUCAGCUCUUUGCUGCCUGGCAAGGAGGGCUGGACUGGUGUAAUGCUGGCUGGCUGGCAGAUGGCACAGUGCAGUACCCCAUUGUCCAGCCCCGACAGCCUUGCGGAGGCCUUGAUCUGUCUCCUGGUGUGCGCAGCUAUGGAGCCAGGCACAAACAUAAAAACCGCUAUGAUGUCUUCUGCUUUACAUCCACUGUUACAGGACAAGUGUACUACUUGCAGCAUCCUCAGAAGCUCAACCUUACCAUGGCAGUCCAGGCCUGUAUUGAAGAUGGUGCUCAAAUUGCCAAAGUUGGUCAGCUGUUUGCAGCAUGGAAGUUUUUAGAGCUGGAUAACUGUAAUGCAGGAUGGCUAGCAGAUGGAAGUCUGCGCUACCCAAUCAGCAAACCUCGUCCAAACUGUGGACCUCAGAAAUCAGGGGUCCGUAGCUUUGGCUUUCCUUUGACACACCAUAAACAUGGUGUAUACUGCUAUAGAUCUAGAUAAAGGCUCUUUGAGACUAAGUGCCCGUUAAAUGUGAAAUAAGAGGUACAACAGCCUCGUAUCCAACUGCAUGUCUGGGCUUUUCUAAGAACUUGGAUAAGAAGAGAUGAAAGGACAAAUUUUAUUGACAGUUAAACCUUACACAAUGUACAAAUACAAAUCUCCUUCAGAUUGAUUUGAAUAGCUUAGGUCAACAGGAGAAAUAAUAAUUAUGGAAAUGUAUCUAGAUCAUAAUUUCAAUGAAAAAUUAUUACAAGAAGUGAUUGACAUUUGGCUCAUAUUUAGACAAAAUUUCCUUUUAAAUUAUAUUCCAUCUGCUAAAACAAAUUUUAGCUGUUGAAAGAUCAGACAUUCUAAUUAAUAAUCAUAUGAUGCUAACGUAACUUUUUGU
Molecule: messenger RNA, 1633 nt
Organism: Tachysurus vachellii
Lineage: Eukaryota; Metazoa; Chordata; Actinopteri; Siluriformes; Bagridae
Product: hyaluronan and proteoglycan link protein 3-like
Exons: 5
Coding region: 166-1245 (359 amino acids)
Biological process (GO): cell adhesion
Molecular function (GO): hyaluronic acid binding
Source: RefSeq, a predicted model, not a curated record